UUCCCGAACGAAUGCAAUACGCUUCCGUAGUUCUUUAAUGCAGGGAAUAAUAGUAAAAUAAAAUAAAAAGUGACUAGAAAUGCCUAAAAAAAAAAUGGGCACAAGUCCAGUAACGAAGUAUUUCUACUGUCCAGUAAUCGAUUACUUCUCCGCCUCGACGAGUGGCCGGAAACUGGUCCCAAUUCCAAGCGGCCGUCAGAAAUGCUCUUGAUCUGAUUGGCCGCGGCGGCUGUCAGUCCGCACGGCGACGAACGGCGUCGCCGCCGGGGGGCGGGGCGUAGGUGACGAGAAAGGAGCGGCGGUGCCCCGGAUUGAGCGGCGCUGGCGCAAAUCUUGUUUUUUUUUUUUCCUCCGCAUUUUGGACGGCGUCGACACCCAAAGUGGACCCCGGCAGACGCGUCCGGCCUCGCCUCAGCAUAGUCGUGCGUCAUGGAGUCUUACGAUAUUUUAGCCAACCAGCCGGUGGUGAUCGAUAACGGUUCGGGGGUCAUCAAGGCCGGUUUCGCCGGAGAUCAGAUCCCCAAAUAUUGUUUUCCCAACUACGUGGGACGUCCCAAACAUGUGCGUGUCAUGGCGGGCGCCCUGGAGGGGGACCUCUUCAUCGGGCCCAAAGCGGAGGAGCACCGCGGCCUGCUGUCGGUCCGCUACCCGAUGGAGCACGGCAUCGUCAACGACUGGAACGACAUGGAGCGGAUCUGGCAGUACGUGUACUCCAAGGAGCAGCUGCAGACCUUCUCGGAGGAGCAUCCCGUCCUUCUGACGGAAGCCCCCCUCAACCCCAGCAAGAACCGCGAGAAGGCCGCCGAGGUCUUCUUUGAGACCUUCAACGUUCCCGCGCUCUUCAUCUCCAUGCAGGCCGUCCUCAGCUUGUACGCCACGGGACGGACCACGGGCGUGGUGCUGGACUCGGGCGACGGCGUGACCCACGUGGUGCCCAUCUACGAGGGCUUCGCCAUCCCGCACUCCAUCAUGCGCGUGGACAUCGCCGGCAGGGACGUGUCGCGCUACCUGCGCCUGCUCCUGCGCAAGGAAGGCUACAACUUCAACACUUCGGCCGAGUUCGAGGUGGUGCGCACCAUCAAGGAGAGGGCGUGCUACCUGUCGCUGAACCCCCAGAAGGACGAGACGCUGGAGACGGAGAAGGCUCAGUACGUCCUCCCCGACGGCAGCGCCUUAAACAUCGGGCCCGCCCGCUUCCGCGCCCCCGAGCUGCUGUUCCGGCCCGACCUGGUGGGCGACGAGAGUUCGGGCAUCCACGAGGUCCUGGCCUACGCCAUCCAGAAGUCGGACAUGGACCUGCGGCGCACUCUGUUCUCCACCAUCGUGCUGUGCGGGGGCUCCACGCUCAUCAAAGGUUUUGGCGAGCGCUUACUCACGGAAGUCAAGAAGCUGGCCCCCAAAGACGUGAAGAUCAAGAUCUCCGCCCCCCAGGAGAGACUCUACUCCACGUGGAUCGGAGGUUCCAUCUUGGCGUCGUUGGACACGUUCAAGAAGAUGUGGGUGUCCAAGCGCGAGUACGAAGAAGACCGGGCGCGCGCCAUCCACAGGAAGACCUUCUAGGACGCCGCCCCUCCCUUUCGUCUCGGCCUCGCCUCCUUCUCAUUGGCCGCCCGCGUCCCGGUUGGCGCCCGCCGCGUGAAGGUCACGUCGCACGCGUCAACAAAAGUCCACGGUUUUGUUUUCUUGUUUUGCUACGGGUCCAUUCCAAAGUUUUCUAUUGUCACAAAACGGUUUGCGUAUCCUCGCUAUGCGGCCGUGUACUAGUACGAGCUUUGCCCUCACUAGAGAGACAAGUAUAUUCUCCGCUCAUAAGAAUUUAUGGCACCAGGAGUGCAAAUAGUCUUUUCCAGUAAUGCCGUUUGAGCAUUUAUUCAACGAGUAUGCACUUUCCCCGCACUAGUAGAACAACUUACUAGUAUCAUUUUUCUCCUACCAGUGCUACUUUAAGCCUACUAGUAUAACCUCGAGCUUAAGAUGAAGGAUGUCAAAUAAAUGCUCAGGUGGAAUGAAAGAAGGAGUAGUACACGCUUUGUCCUCACUAGUAUCAUUUUUUUUCCUGUACUAGUGCCGCUUUUGGCCUCCGAGUUCAAUUUGCACUCAACUGAAGCAGCUGAGGUUGUACUCCGGCUCCCUCCCAAGGAUGGCCGGCGAGGGCGCUAGUACGUCCGCGACCCUCGUGUGGAGAAGCGCCACAGAAAAUGGAUGCAUGGAUUUCCAAGAAGUAUUCAAAUGACUGAAGAACUAGUACACCAGCUAGAAUACUUGUGCACUAGCAGUAAGGUUUUUUAUUUUUUUUUUUGCUACAAGUUCCACUUUGGGCCUACUGGUAUAAACUGUAUCUGAAGGUCAUGGAUGCGGAAAAAAUUGUGCCACACCGAUAGCCUGUACUAGUAGCAGGCUAAGGUUGGCCAAGUGAGGACCGAGCACAAAACUGCACUAGUUGACAACAGUGUGCUACUAGUACUGCAACUGACUUAAAAUGUGUUAACAACUAUCAUUUCACUAGUUGCGCACCCAUGUUAAACUGGAAGCAUUUUGCCUCUGGCGUCAAAUCGAGUCGUCCUGCUAGUGAGGACAAAGCGUACUAGUUGAUGGGCUCCGAGGAUCCGGAAAACCUGCUCAAAACGAACGUCUCCUUGAUCACCACUUUUCGGUCUGACUAGUUGGGCAAAAGCGGCACUAGUGGCGGGGAACAGUUGCUGCACCGUCUUACUAGUGAGGAAAAAGAGCGCACUAGUACCUGGACUUGGAGCCGGUUAUCUAGUAUAAGGAAUAAAAGUGCAAUGACGCACCCAAACCA
This is a messenger RNA of Syngnathoides biaculeatus (alligator pipefish), 2800 nucleotides long. It is a transcript of the gene actr1b, whose product is annotated as actin related protein 1B. Lineage: Eukaryota; Metazoa; Chordata; Actinopteri; Syngnathiformes; Syngnathidae. The coding region runs from base 430 to 1560 and encodes 376 amino acids. The record is from RefSeq and is a predicted model, not a curated record. The transcript has 11 exons.